Polistes dominula (European paper wasp) is the source of this 1194-nucleotide messenger RNA. RefSeq names its product ALG6 alpha-1,3-glucosyltransferase garnysstan (gene gny). Gene Ontology annotation, biological process: isoprenoid biosynthetic process; cholesterol biosynthetic process; isopentenyl diphosphate biosynthetic process, mevalonate pathway. Gene Ontology annotation, cellular component: cytosol; cytoplasm. Gene Ontology annotation, molecular function: mevalonate kinase activity; ATP binding. The record is from RefSeq and is a predicted model, not a curated record. NCBI's taxonomy places the organism in Eukaryota, Metazoa, Arthropoda, Insecta, Hymenoptera, Vespidae.
UUAAUAAUCUAUUCGUACAGAAAUGAUCUCAUUUAAGGUAUCUGCACCGGGAAAGAUUAUUUUGUUCGGUGAACAUGCAGUUAUGUAUGGAAAAACUGCACUAGCAGCUAGUUUGAAUUUACGUACGAAUUUAAUAUUUCAAGAGAUAGAAGAAGUAAAUGAUGUUAUAAAAUUAAAUUUUCAUAAUGUGAACUUGAAGUUGAGCGUGCCCAUUUCAUUAAUAGUAUCAUAUAUUAAUAUUUAUAAAACUUAUUGCUUAGAAAACAAUCGUGAUAAUUUUUCUAAUGAUAUUCAUCGACUCUCAAGCGAUCUAGGUUAUUCUAAUCAAUCACUACAAAAAUUAUCUUUAGAAGCUUUUUUUUAUUUAUUCAUAUACAUAGUUGAAAAAGAAGGAAUUAGUGUAAAACCCGCUGAAAUAACUUUGAGUACAGAGUUAACAAUUGGCUCUGGACUUGGAAGUUCGGCUUCUUUUUCGGUUUGUUUGUCUGCUUGUCUUUUUCAUUGGUCACGUUUGCAGAAAAAUAUCCGUAAAACUUUAGAUGCAAGCGAUUUAGAAAUUAUAACAAAUUAUGCUUUCGAAUGUGAAAAGAUCUUACACGGUACACCAUCCGGAAUUGAUAAUUCCAUUUGCACUUAUGGAUCAAUACUAGAAUUUAGAAAAGGCGAUGGGGUAAGGGUGAUACCCAAUGCGAUGAAAUUGAAAAUUUUAUUAGUUGAUACUAAAGUACAAAGAAGCACUAAAGCGAUGAUAGAUAAAACAACUAAAUUGAAAUUAAUGUUUCCUACUGUUGUUGAUUGCAUCAUGGAUGCUAUAGAUAAUGUAGCGAAAGAAGCAUUAAAAAUUCUUACUGGAGAUGAUACAAAUCAAACAGAUAAUGAUAGCAAAGAGAAUGAAAAAUACAGUCAGUUAAAAACGCUCAUCGACAUUAAUCAACAUUUCUUAGCAGCACUUCAAGUGUCUCAUCCAUUGUUAGAUAAAAUAUGUAUGGAAGCUCAAAAUUAUGAAUUUGGUGCAAAGUUAACAGGUGCCGGUGGUGGAGGAUACGCUUUUAUUUUAUUACCACCUAAUACCCAACCUGAAAUUAUAUCAAAUAUUUCCCAAAAAUUAAUUGCAUAUGGUUGUGGUGUUAUGUCAACAAGUUUAGGUGGUACUGGUGUUACAAUCGAUGAAUAAAAUUUUCUUUGAAAUGAAAA